CGUUGAAUUUUUAUCGCCAUUCUCUUAGCUACGGCCGAGGAUAAAACGUUUAGGUGCCAAAUUUCCAGUCUGCUUCCUGCGAGAAAGGGUGAAAAAACUUAGCGAAGCAAUACAAGGGGAAAAUAAUUCGUGUGUCAUCAUCCGUGUUUUGACCCGCUUUGAUUUUGAGAUUUAAAAAACUUGGCCAAAAAAUAAACAAGAAAACCCAUGGACUCGACAAAGCAAACAGAGUUAUGGACCUUCACCACAGAUAAACCUAAAACAUCGUCUGACUUCGCCUUCUGCGAUGUUUCUUACACCGUGGGCAAAAAAAACAAUGUCAAAAGGAUUUUACAACAAAUGAGUGGCACGUUCAAAUCAGGUCAACUGACAGCUAUUGUAGGACCGUCUGGGGCAGGAAAAACCACGUUGAUGAACAUUUUAGCAGGAUUAAAGAUAACUGGAGUCGAAGGCAGAAUCGAGGUUGACGGUGUCGAACGGAAUUUCAAAACUUUCCGGAAGCAAUCGGCGUACAUCACGCAAAAGGACUAUCUACUGAAAGACUUGACCGUUGAGGAAUACAUGACAAGUGCAGCGCAUCUAAAGCUGGGCAACAAAGUCUCCGACAACGAAAAGAAAACAAGGGCAGAGUUAAUUCUAAAGACAUUAGGACUAACAAACGUUGCGACGACGCAAAUUUCCCGUCUAUCUGGUGGCGAAUGCAAGCGACUUUCUAUUGGACUGGAACUGUUUGACAAUCCCUCCUUCCUAUUUCUGGAUGAACCCACAAGCGGAUUGGACAGCUUGUCGAGCUUACAAUGCGUUGCAUUACUCCGCAUAAUUGCCAGCACUGGCCGAACGGUCGUGGCCACCGUCCAUCAGCCCAGUUCACGGCUGCUGGACCAUUUUGAUCAUUUGUACGUCGUUGUAGGUGGAUCGUGCAUGUACCAAGGACCUGUUGAAUCUUUGGUGCCGUAUCUACAGACAUUCAACUUAAACUGCCCCAAAUAUCAUAAUCCUGCUGAUUUCGUAAUGGACGUGGCUUCAGGAGAAUACGGUGAUCUGCUACCCCAGUUGGUGUCCGGCGUUCAAAAUGGUCGUCUCAUUUAUCGAGGAAGUUCAGCAUCUUCACAUUCUACACGAUCUAUCAGUUUGGAAAGAAAUGAAUCCCACCAGAUGAAUGACGAUGAGGCAGAAAAGAAGGACAGACAAAAACGUAUAACAUACGGCGCUCCGUUUCGCACCCAAGUGAAGGUCUUGCUCGAAAGAACUUGGCGAACGAUGUGGAGAGAGAAGAUGCUGACUCAAAUUCGCUUCGUUACGCACAUCGUGUUCGCAAUCUUCAUGGGAUCGGCGUAUCACAUAGUGGGAAAUGACGCUAAUUACCCGUUGAGUAACGCUGGGUUGCUCUGCUUCAAUCAACUAUUUGUUGUUUUUACAUCUGCGAUGCCAACCGUCGUAACCUUUCCAAUAGAGAGAAACGUGCUGAUUCGCGAGCACUUGAAUCACUGGUACAGCCUCAAAGCCUAUUACUUUGCCAAACUGCUAGUCGACAUUCCGUUCCAGAUCCUUUUUCCUGCUAUAUUUUUGGCAAUCGUCUAUCUGAUGACCGACCAACCCAUGUGCAUGAUGCGUUUCAGCAUGCUUCUGUUGACGACAAUAUGCAUGGCACUUGUGGGACAAGGGAUCGGGCUCAUUUUUGGAGCUGCUUUCGACAUCCAGAAAGCUGUAUUCCUUGCACCAGUUUGCGCGAUUCCAUUGCUUCUUUUCGCCGGUUUUUUCAUACAUUUGAACUCCGUACCAUUCUACCUGAGAUGGGUCUCUUACGUGAGUUUCUUUCGCUUUGGUUUCGAAGGAGCCAUGUUAUCCGUCUACGACUACGACCGUCCACCACUCAAUUGCUCCCAACCUUAUUGCUAUUUUCGCUCUCCCCACAAGUUUUUGGAAACCUUUGACAUGGACCAGAGUUCAUACUACGUAUGCAUUAUUGCCUUGAUGAUAAACUUUGUAGUAAUAAGAAUUGCUGGCUAUUUUGUUUUGCGUUUCAAGCUUAAUAGCGUAUCCUAAUUUUUUGUUUUAUUGCGUUCCUACCAUUUUCCCAUUUGGUCUGACUAACUUAAAGCUAAUUGUCUUGUAUUGAAAAUACCUUUACGAUGCUCCAGGUGUGAUGUGGGCACAUAAGGCUAUUCAAGGUAAACAGGUACGUAAAAUUAUGAAAUAAUGUUAGAUUAGAAUGGAUUUAAUUUUCCCGACAUACUGUACACAAGAACGGACAUCAUAAUUAAUAAACAGUUUAAAUGCA
Daphnia carinata is the source of this 2281-nucleotide messenger RNA. Its product is annotated as ATP-binding cassette sub-family G member 1-like. Gene Ontology annotation, cellular component: plasma membrane. The transcript is spliced from 11 exons. The record is from RefSeq and is a predicted model, not a curated record. Gene Ontology annotation, molecular function: ATP binding; ATP hydrolysis activity; ABC-type transporter activity. Bases 208 to 2046 code for a protein of 612 amino acids. Lineage: Eukaryota; Metazoa; Arthropoda; Branchiopoda; Diplostraca; Daphniidae.